Ricinus communis (castor bean) is the source of this 1352-nucleotide messenger RNA. RefSeq names its product nicotinate N-methyltransferase 1. The transcript is spliced from 4 exons. The record is from RefSeq and is a predicted model, not a curated record. Gene Ontology annotation, molecular function: protein dimerization activity; O-methyltransferase activity; S-adenosylmethionine-dependent methyltransferase activity. Gene Ontology annotation, biological process: methylation. Bases 184 to 1257 code for a protein of 357 amino acids. Lineage: Eukaryota; Viridiplantae; Streptophyta; Magnoliopsida; Malpighiales; Euphorbiaceae.
AAUAGAAGCAGGCAGCUUUACCAAGAAAGAAAAGCAAUUAAAUUACCAAUAUCCUCUUCAUUUAUAUGAAUUUCCAUUUUUACCACGCUAUUUCACGCCAUUACUUCAAAUAAGCUCACUCAUUCACACUUUCUGAAAAUCAUCCAGAAAAACGGAAAAAACAAAGACAGAAAAAGGAAAGCCAUGGAAAACGAGAGCUCAGAGACGAGAAAAAAUGCCAAGUUAGCAAUAAUCGAACUCGCCAACAUGAUAAGCGUUCCUAUGUCACUGAACGCCGUCGUUCAACUCAACGUCGCCGAUGCCAUCUGGCAAAACGGAGUUAACUCUCCGCUCUCCGCUUCCGAGAUUCUCUCCCGCAUUAACCUCUCCGGUGGCGAUCCAGACAAUCUUCAACGCAUCCUCCGUAUGCUUUCCAGUUAUAAUGUUUUCACGGAGCACCUUAGCGCCGUCGACGGCGUCACCGAGAGAAGAUACUCUUUAACGGAGAUUGGAAAAACUCUAGUCACCGACGUUAACGGCCUCUCUUACGGUGCUUACGUGCUCCAACACCACCAGGAUGCACUAAUGAGGGCAUGGCCAUUAGUACAUGAGGCAGUGCUAGAUUCAACGACUGAGCCGUUCGCGAAGGCGAAUGGCGAACCUGCUUAUGAUUACUACGGGAAGCGACCAGAAAUGAAUGAGUUGAUGCAAAAGGCAAUGUCUGGUUUAUCUGUGCCGUUUAUGAAGGCUGUGCUGAACGGCUACGAUGGAUUCCAAGGUGUAGAGAAAAUAGUUGAUGUGGGUGGAAGUGCAGGGGAUUGCCUCAAGACGAUCCUCCAAAAGUAUCCUAAUGUACGUGAAGGAAUCAACUUUGAUUUGCCUGAAGUAGUAGCCAAGGCGCCAAACAUCCCUGGUGUGACCCACGUUGGUGGUGACAUGUUUAAAUCAGUUCCAUCUGCUGAUGCCAUCUUUAUGAAGUGGAUAUUGACGACAUGGACAGACGAUGAAUGCAAGGUGAUAAUGGAGAACUGUUAUAAGGCACUUCCAGUGGGAGGGAAACUGAUAGCUUGCGAGCCAGUGCUGCCUAACCAAACAGAUGAUAGUCAUAGGACAAGAGCACUCCUAGAAGGAGACAUAUUCGUCAUGACAAUUUAUAGGGCCAAGGGUAAGCAUAGGACUGAAGAAGAGUUUAAGAAGCUGGGUCACUCGGUCGGUUUCUCUCAUUUCCGACCUUUAUAUUUCGAUCAUUUCCAUACUGUCUUAGAGUUUCAGAAAUAGUAAUUCAGCUUAGGAAAAGUUGGGGAAAAAAUAAAUAAUACUAUGAUUAUAAUUGUCUUCGAAUAAUGAAGAAAGGCAGACUGCAUUUCUCCUCA